AGAGCCUCGGCAGAACAAGGAUGUGUACUAUACACUGCCAGCUUGUGGGGAAUACCGCGACGCAACUCGAGCUCUCGCCGGAGGAAUGUAUGUACUUAAGACGGCAACAGCCUUCCGAACCACCUUUCUACGUCCUACCUCUGCUGCUGCUACUUCAAAACAAACCCCCCUCCCCUCUCUUCCUCUAUAUACUCCCUCCCCGUGACGUAAACUCCUCUCAUCAUCCCCCAUUCACAUCCACAACAACCGCCAUCACCACCGCAACUGUAAAUACAUCACUAAGAUGCCUCUUAGAACUGCUCUCACCGAAGCCUUGGGAAUAGCCAUCCCCGUCGUGCAAGGCGGAAUGCAAUGGGUUGGGUACGCCGAGCUAGCCUCCGCCGUAUCAAACGCGGGCGGUCUCGGUCUUCUCACGGCUUUGACGCAGCCCACCCCGGAGGCGCUGCGUUUGGAGAUCCAGCGGACGCGGACGAUGACCACGAAGCCGUUUGGGGUGAACAUUACCCUGCUUCCCGCAAUCGUGCCGCCGGACUACGACGCCUACGCGCAGGUGAUCAUUGACGAAGGGAUCACGAUCGUGGAGACGGCGGGGAACAACCCGGGCCCCAUCAUCCGCAAGUUCAAGGCUGCAAACUGCCUCAUCCUCCACAAGUGCACGACCGUGAGACACGCGCUGUCUGCGCAGAAGCUGGGGGUGGACUUUUUGAGCAUCGAUGGUGUCGAGUGUGCUGGACAUGUCGGCGAACAUGAUAUUCCGAAUGGUGUCCUGCUGCGCAGGGCCGCUCAGGAGUUGAAGAUCCCGUUUAUUGCCUCUGGAGGCUUCGCCGAUGGGCAGGGACUUGCCAGCGCCAUGGCGCUGGGCGCCUGCGGAAUCAAUAUGGGAACGAGGUUCUUGUGCACUGUUGAGGCGCCCGUCCACAUCAACGUGAAGAAGGCGAUCGUUGCCGCCACCGAAGACGACACGGAGCUUGUCCUGCGGCGCUGGAAGAACACCACUCGUCUAUUCAAGAACAAGCCCGCGGUCGAGGCGAAGCGCAUCGAGACCACCAGCACCACCGGCGAGUUCUCCGAGGUUCAGCCCUACGUUAGCGGCAAGCGCGGUAGGGAGGUCUUCAUCACUGGUGAUAUUGACUACGGUGUCUGGACUGCCGGUACCGUCAUGGGCCUGAUCCACGACAUUCCCACCUGCGCCGAGCUCCUGUCCCGCAUCGAGAAGGAGGCCGAGGACACCAUCACGAGGCAUUUCGGAACAAUCGUCCCGACCGCUAAGUUGUGAAAUAUUAUAGACACGCGUUUGGAAAGACGGUAAAACGGGCGUUGGUCGUUUGAUUGAGGGAUACCCUUGUGAGAAGGUUUUUGUCUUUCUCUCUCUUUGUUUUUUUUAUUACGGCCGUUGAUUGAGGGAUGCCCUUGUGAGAAGGCUUUUGUCUUUCUCUCUCUUUUUUUUUUUUGUCACGGCCGUUUUUAUUGUUGUUUAUUGUACAUUAGUUAUUACACGACCCGCGGCAAGGAGACCUUUGGCUCCGAAUUUUGAUAUGUAUUACAUAGAGUAUCCAACU
Molecule: messenger RNA, 1559 nt
Organism: Tricharina praecox
Lineage: Eukaryota; Fungi; Ascomycota; Pezizomycetes; Pezizales; Pyronemataceae
Exons: 4
Coding region: 284-1276 (330 amino acids)
Molecular function (GO): nitronate monooxygenase activity
Source: RefSeq, a predicted model, not a curated record